Cannabis sativa is the source of this 2676-nucleotide messenger RNA. RefSeq lists its product as uncharacterized. Gene Ontology annotation, molecular function: cysteine-type peptidase activity. The transcript has 6 exons. Gene Ontology annotation, biological process: proteolysis. The record is from RefSeq and is a predicted model, not a curated record. Bases 1 to 2523 code for a protein of 840 amino acids. NCBI's taxonomy places the organism in Eukaryota, Viridiplantae, Streptophyta, Magnoliopsida, Rosales, Cannabaceae.
AUGUCGAAGGGAACUGCACAUCUUAUAAUUCCAGUGUCGGACCAUUACACUGGCCGUGUCACAUGGCGCGGGGGUAGUUACUACUACCCGAAGAUUAAGGCUAAAUUUGAAGAAUUUAACCUAUUGCCCAGGGUGAGGGAAUCCCCUUUCAGAAAUUUUUUGGAGAGAGCGCCCAUACAAUUUUCUGGAGCAUUUUUUCAUCAGUUGAUGCUUCACAAAAUAAAAUCUGACAAGCCGGACGAGGUGCAUUUCUAUGUGGGAAGGAAGAGAUGUAGAUUUGGGAGGGUGGAGUUCGGCUUGGUCACCGGGUUAAACUUGUUGCCCGGCCCUACUGAGGAAGACAUCAAACAAAAUGGAAGCUCUGACCGGUUGAUUCAGGAAUAUUUCAACGGUAGUGCUUCGAUCACCUUCGGCCAACUGCGCAGAGUUUUUGAGAGCUGCACAGAAGCUGAUGAUGUCUACAAGUUGGGGAUGGCCUUGUUUGUUAUGGGCGUCCUCACUGGUAAGGAGGAGAAGACUGCCGUUCCUCCUUUUGUGAUAAGAAUGGUUGAUAACCUUCCAUUCUUCUACGAGUACCCCUGGGAAAAGAUUUCUUACACCAAGCUGAUGGAAAGUUGUAACAAGGAUUACUUGGAUGUGAAGAAUAAGAUGUUGAAAAAGAUUGAGAAGGGAGUAACUCAGAAGGAGGCAAAAUACUCAGCCUACGGCUAUGCUGCAGCGUUGCAGUAUUGGGCAUACGAGGCCAUAUUACAGCUGGGCAACGAGUAUGCAGUGAGGAGGUCGCAUGGCUUUCCGAGAAUGGUCAACUGGGAGAGUAAGCCGAACACUACACUCGGGAAGGAUGAAGUGACCCGAUUAUUUGCUAAAAAUUUGACAGUGUACUCCGUGUUAUGUCCUCGGCCGAACGAGAUUGAGUUUGUGAGUUACAUAACCGGCGGUCAGCCUCCGUUAUUUGUUGACUUGGAGGAACUUGUGUUGGGUGAGGAUGGGCAACCAACACAGGAUGCUUUGCGAAGCCAGGCCGAAAAGCUUGCCUCCACAUUGGAAGAACGAGCGGAGGCAGCCCGAAUAUUUAAAGACUCUACACCACCUCCACCGUCUCCUCCACGUGCACCGCCUGCAGUUCCAGAUGGGUCUGGUGUUGACCCAUCUCCAGCUUCAGUUCCUGAUGGGUCUGCUUCAGUUCCUGAUGGGUCUGGUGUUGACCCACUUGCAGCGUCACAGGGUCCUCCUGUUCCCCCGGCAGCUUCCAUUCCCAGCACCUCGGAGGCUCGGGAUCCAGUAUACCCUGCCAUUUUGGCAAGGUUGGAGACUGUGGAGAGGGGGCAGGCCGCUCUGCUAAGAGGACAAACAGCGAUUAUGGAUCAGUUGAAGACCAUAAUGACGCUCCUGCAAGAUCCUGGAAGACCGGCAGCAGAUUCACAGCCACAGCCACAGCCACAGCCACAACCGGAAAAGGAGGCUCGAACACCGGAAGAUGACUUCAUUCUCCCAAAUGAUUACCAACCAGAUGAUGAUGACAUGUUCUGUACACCUGAGAAGACGAAUAUCACCAGCAUCGGGGAUACUCAGGAUUCUGAGGUGCAGGUGUUAGAGACAGCUCCAGAAGUCAUGGAGAACCGGAGGAAGAGAAGGCGGCCUAGGUGGUUCGCUGAGUACACUGAAAUGAAGAAGAAGGCUAGGGCUACUUCGACACUCGUGAAUGCGGACCCACUUAGAGUGGUUGAUCGGAAGCUGCUCAAGACUUUUCACAAUUGGGUACUCGGCCAGAUUGGGAACAAUUACCCGAGAGAGUGCUUCACCGGUCGAUACCAUUCGUCUUGGUUCCUCGAACUGCAUACUCCGAAAUUUUGGCUUGGGAACGAUCAUUUGGAUGCGGCAUUCCAUUUGAUGAGGAGGCGGCAACACUUUUAUCCCGAGUCCUACCCGAAUAGAUGUGUCAUAAUGCCGUGUAUUUUCCCAGCAGGAGUUAUUGCUCGGUGGAAAGCUGCGGGUGAUGACCAGGCUAACUAUCAGUGGGACGAGAGCAUAUUAGAUUUGAUUCGAGGGGAUGAAAGUCAAUUCUUGGCCAAUUGGAAGAACAAGGAGAGAAUAUAUAUGGCCCUCUACUUCGAUGGAGCAAAGCAUUGGGUGGCAUUAGAGAUAGAUCUGGAUCAUUGGUUGUUGAACAUAUUUGACUCCAGCCUCGGAUCGAUUUCCCCGAACGAAUUGAACCGUCACCUGGCAAUGUGGGAAAAAUUACUACCAAAUUUGCUGCUGCAGGCUGGCCUAUUCGAGAGUCAUGACAUGAUCCUGUUGCCUCAACUUACCGCCUCAGAGAGCCAGGUCAGAAAUUUCACUUCAAAAGUCAUGGAUCGGGCCGUUGUUCCACAGACAAAGACAAGCGGUAACUGCGGGAUGUACGUGAUAGAGCACAUCGAGCAUAGUAUGUUGGAGACUACGUUUGAUAAUGUGCACGAUGAGAAUAUGAAGAAAUUUAGAGAGCGGUGGUGUGUAGAUUUGUUUUACCAGAAUUUAGCAUGAACAAAUAUUUUUUUUAUUGGUAUGUUUAUGUUUUUUCAAGAGUUCAUACAAAUUUUACGCCUUUCUUUCGUGCAACAAAUUAUAAUAAUUAUGUAAACAUAAAAUAUCACAAAUUCUAAUGUUUAAAAUAGUCCAACAUUAAUUCAAUAACAA